This is a messenger RNA of Symbiodinium sp. CCMP2592, 1308 nucleotides long. NCBI's taxonomy places the organism in Eukaryota, Dinophyceae, Suessiales, Symbiodiniaceae. The record is from the annotation of a GenBank genome assembly.
AUGGACUUGGAUCCUAUCCUGACCCAUGCGGAAAGCGGUGAUCUGGAUGCUGUGAAAGCAAUCUUGGCAGAUAGCGAUAGCGUCAACAAGCGGUUGAAGCUAAGAGAUGCAGACAAAAGGACUGCAUUGCACCGAGCAUGCGCUGCGGGGCACGAGCAGAUCGUCGCGCAUCUCCUCAGCCAUCGUGCCAACCCCAAUGUGGAAGAUGAGGAGGAAUGGACGCCACUACACUCUGCUGCCAGCCGCGGCUCGGCGUCCUUGGCCACUCUGCUGACCGAAGCCGGUGCAGAUUGCGAUGCUACAACGUCUUCGGGUAGCAGCGCCCUGCAUUAUGCCGCCUCGAAGGGGCACGAUGAGGUGAUCCGGGUUCUUAUUGAGGCAGGUGCCAAGGUGAACGCCAAGGACCGAAGCGGUGGCUUUCCGCUUCUGAGAGCGGCAGGCGCCGGUAGACUCACAGCUCUGAAGCUUCUGCUCGAGGCCCAGGCAGAUCUGAGAUCCAAAGACAAGUCGGGAGACAACGCGUUCCAUGUGGCCAUCAAUGGCCAUCAUACCGCGAUUUGCGAGAUACUCUUUGACCGGGACGAAGCGGAGAAGCUGAUGAAACAAGAGAACGAAGAUGGAAAAACAGCAGCCCAAAUGCUUCUGGACCUUGCUCCGGCUGAGACUCGAGACAAGAUCAAGUCGAUAUGGAGAGAGAAGAAAGGCCGCGAUUGUGUCGCCCAGGUGGCGGCUGGUGACAUGGCCGCAGCCGUUUGCAGUUCUACAGAGUCCAGGGACAAGACGUCGGUGGGUGGGGAAGCGGAGGUGGGAUUGGAUGCAGUGGACUCGUGGGUCGUGCAGGACAUUGGAUUCUACUCUGAUGCGGCCUGUGUGACGCGCAUCGAGGCGAGACCAUUCCGAAGUCUUCAAGGCAACGGCUUGCGAUAUGAUGGCAGCGCUUUCUCUUCGCCGCAGUACGUCCGACCGAUUGGCCUUCCUGCAGAUGCUUUUGAGGUAAACAGUGGACCUUGGGAAACUGGCGUGCCGUGCCCUUCCUCAGGCGACACCUGCCAGAUUGGUUUCCACUGGCUGACCGAUCAGGUAGACGUGCCCAGCGGUGGUUUUGCCACAACCGGUCGGCUGGCGAUCGGCUCGGCGGAACCUCGCUGCAUCCGGCUGGACCAGAGCACAGAGGCGACCAAGCAUGCAACCAACGUUCUGGUGCAGUACUGGUCAUCUUCCGCGAGAAGCUGGCAGGACCACACUCUCUUCACCUCCCUCAGCGGAGGAUCUGAAACUCUUCGACUGCCGGAGGUUCCGGUGAGGUGA